Cuscuta epithymum is the source of this 1745-nucleotide messenger RNA. Lineage: Eukaryota; Viridiplantae; Streptophyta; Magnoliopsida; Solanales; Convolvulaceae. The record is from the annotation of a GenBank genome assembly.
UGUUUUUAAAACUUGGGACGCAUUAUAUUGGAGCUGUGACUAACAUAGUCGUCGCCUGUUACGUUCUUACUUAAUUACCCAGCUGGUGGUGGAGCCGGCGUGUAUGGCGUCAACGCCGGAGCUGCUUCUUUUGGCGGUGGUUCUUUGGUUUGUAGCCACCGAUCAUCACGUCUCAUCACGUGAGCCGCGCAAUGAUCAGGAAGUAAUGGAGGACCUGAUGGCACAUCUCCAGUUUCCGAACAAUAUAACGCCGCAGAGCUGGAAUAAAAACAAUGACAAAUGCGAGUGGGAGAAUGUGGAAUGCGAUGACAGUACAAGCCGGGUUUCGGGGAUCCAUAUCGGAAACCUGAGCCUCGGCGGGACUCUGCCGGACACUCUCGGAAACCUCACUUACCUGAAGACGCUCGAAGUGAUGGACAACCACAUCGGCGGGGCACUCCCCGAUUUCGGCGGCCAGUUGACCAUUCUCGAGACGCUCAACCUGUCCAACAACAAUUUCACCGCAAUCCCGCCGGAAUUCUUUUCCGGCAUGGCUUCCUUGGUCACUGUUUCUUUAGACAACAACCCUUUAGCUCCCUGGAAUUUAUCUUCCGCCUCUCUGACCGAUUCUGGAAAUCUGGUGACUUUCUCCGCCGCCAAUUGCAGUCUUUCCGGGACCAUACCCGGCAUUUUCAGCGGCGAGACGUUCACGAACCUACAGAACCUCAACUUGUCGCUCAAUAAUUUGACCGGCGAACUCCCCCGCCGCUUCUCCUCACUCACUUCUCUUGUGACCCUGCAGCUGAAUGACCAAACCGGGUACGGAUUGGGUGGCACCUUGGAUUUUCUGCAGGGCAUGACGGAGCUGACCCAGGUCUGGUUGCAGAACAACACAUUUUCCGGCCAGAUUCCGGACGGCCUUUCGUCCUUGGAGGAUUUCCGCGCGAAUAUGAACCUUCUCACCGGCCCGGUCCCGGUUUCGAUGGCAAAAGAUCCACUCCGGGUGGUGAAUCUGGCCAACAAUCUCUUGCAAGGUCCGCCACCGAUGUUCGGGGAUCAAGUGCUGGUGGAUUCUGGGAUGUACACUAAGGGGAAUAACAGCUUCUGUUCGACUAAUCCCGGCGACCGGUGUGGCCCUCAGGUCGACAUUUUGCUGGACAUAGCCAGCCAUUUCAGGUACCCUGUUGUGCUUGCAAGUUCCUGGAAGGGGAACAAUUCUUGCAGCCUCAACCCGAAAUGGGCCGGGGUAACCUGCGAUGGAGGGGGGAACAUUACGGCUCUCAACUUUACACACUUUUCGCUCUCAGGGACAAUCUCGCCGGCGAUUUCAUCCCUCACAGAACUGCGUAAUUUGAGUCUGGCGAAUAACAACCUGACUGGACCUAUUCCUGAAGAGCUUUCAGGCUUGAAACAUCUUCAGAUGCUGGAUGUUUCUUAUAAUAAUGGCCUUUGUGGUAGUGUCCCUAACUCACUUGCCAAUGUCACAGUUUCCAUAGGAAAUGCCAAUAUAGCACAAGAUUGUCCUCGUUCUCCUCCUGCUUCUACUCUCCACCGUAAUUCCUCCUACUCUCAACCAUAAUGAUCUGUAACUUCAUCUGAAAUUCAGACGUUUUUGUAUUUCCAUUUGAACCAUAUCCAGAACCAUAUCCAGGUCAUGCCGUGCAAUCCCCGGAUUUAUGUUACAUUUUAUACUAUAGACUACUUGUGUAUCACUCUCUUUGAACACAUUAAUUAGUUAAUUACACAUCAAUGAAUGCUGAAUAUAU